Molecule: messenger RNA, 1037 nt
Organism: Pterocles gutturalis (yellow-throated sandgrouse)
Lineage: Eukaryota; Metazoa; Chordata; Aves; Pterocliformes; Pteroclidae
Gene: ST13
Product: suppression of tumorigenicity 13 (colon carcinoma) (Hsp70 interacting protein)
Molecular function (GO): Hsp70 protein binding
Source: RefSeq, a predicted model, not a curated record
GAAAGUAUGGGAGGCACAAUACCACCUGCGCCAGCCAGUGCAUCCACAGAGGAGACAAGAAAGGGCAAAGCAGAGGAACAGCCAGAGGAGCCAGUUAAAUCACCUGAACCAGAAAGUGAAGAGAGCGACUUAGAAAUUGACAAUGAGGGAGUGAUUGAACCAGACAAUGAUGACCCUCAAGAAAUGGGAGAUGAGAACGUGGAGGUAACUGAAGAGAUGAUGGAUCAAGCUAAUGAAAAGAAGAUUGAAGCAAUAAAUGCUCUAAGUGAAGGUGAACUUCAGAAGGCUGUCGACUUGUUCACAGAGGCUAUCAAGCUGAAUCCUUGUUUGGCCAUCUUGUAUGCCAAGAGGGCAAGUGUUUUUGUGAAACUACAGAAGCCGAAUGCUGCCAUUAGAGAUUGUGACAGAGCCAUCAAGAUUAAUCCUGACUCGGCACAGACCUACAAAUGGAGGGGGAAAGCGCAUAGACUUCUGGGUCACUGGGAGGAAGCUGCUCGUGAUCUUGCAUUAGCUUGUAAACUGGAUUAUGAUGAAGAAGCUAGUGCCAUGCUGAAGGAGGUGCAACCAAGAGCUCAGAAAAUUGCAGAACAUCGCCGAAAAUACGAGCGGAAGCGUGAAGAAAAGGAAAUCAAGGAAAGAAUGAAAGAAAAAGAAAGAGUGAAGAAGGCACGGGAGGAGCAUGAGAGAGCACAAAGGGAGGAAGAAGCAAGGCGACAGGCAGGAGGAGCUCAGUUUGGUGGCUUCCCAGGUGGAUUUCCUUGGGCUGCGCCUGGAGGUAUGCCAGGUCUCAAUGAGAUUCUCAGUGAUCCAGAAGUCCUUGUGGCCGUGCAGGAUCCAGAAGUCAUGGCUGCAUUCCAAGAUGUUGUCCAGAACCCAGCAAAUAUGUCCAAGUACCAGAACAAUCCCAAGGUCAUGAAUCUCAUCAGUAAAUUGUCUGCCAAAUUGGGCAGUAAACCAUAAAAUCCCUGGUUCCUAAAAAUCAUAUCUGAAUGGGAAGGAUUGGAUUUGGCUUACCAGUGUUGCAAUAAAACAAACCA